Messenger RNA from Hyposmocoma kahamanoa, 910 nucleotides. RefSeq names its product diamine acetyltransferase 2-like. Bases 275 to 814 code for a protein of 179 amino acids. The record is from RefSeq and is a predicted model, not a curated record. NCBI's taxonomy places the organism in Eukaryota, Metazoa, Arthropoda, Insecta, Lepidoptera, Cosmopterigidae. The transcript has 4 exons. Gene Ontology annotation, molecular function: N-acetyltransferase activity.
UUGCACCGGAAUAUUUUGACAUACAUUAUUGACAUAUCCACCAAUUCUACUUGAACUUCGCUUUGUGUUUACUUACAUGGAUUAAUUAUUACUUCGAAGCUUCUCAUCGCGUUGUACACGUGAUGAUGUGUUUUUUAUAGUAACAUUUUACCACCCACGUUUUGUAAUUCAAAGUCUACCUAUUUGAAAACAGUCUACUUUCAUUUUACUACACAUACAAGUGUCCCACAGCUGUGCGACACGGAGGGAAAGUAUUUAAAAUACUGUAAAUAGGAUGGAUGGAUGUUUCAUGCAGAUAAUAUUGGUAGUUCAGGGAGAAAGGCGCAAGCGGAGGCGCGACGCGCGGAACGGAGGUGCACAUACGACUGGCGACGCGCGACGACAUGCCGGAGGUGCUCAAGAUGAUUCAGAUUUAGUGCGCGACGGGUUCGAGAGCUCGCCGCCGUGGUUCUUCGUGCUGUUGGCGGUAAGAGAUGAACAGCUGCUGGGGCAGGCGCUCUGCAACUACGCUUACUCUAGCUGGACCGGCCGCUCCUUUUACUUGGAGGACCUGUACGUGUACCCGCACGUGCGUCGACUAGGGGUCGCGCGUCGUCUUCUGCAACACCUUUGCGAGAUGGCGGUGAAGAAGGGAGUGAGCCGCAUAGACUGGCACGUGCUGAAGAACAACGCGCCUGCACUGGCGCUGUACGCGCGCACCGGCGCCCGCGACAUGUGCCUAACUGAGGGUCGCGUCGCCCUGCGCCUUGACGCACCUCGCAUCCAAGCGGUUGCGCAGGGCCAUCUUCUGCCGCCUGCGCCCGCGCAAGUUUGAUUGUAAUUUUUAAUGUUGAUGAAACGUUUUUUGCAAUAACGCAUUUGAUGUUGUCAUUAAUUUACCCUUAACAUUCCUUUCUCUGAUCUAAACAAG